Molecule: messenger RNA, 1489 nt
Organism: Camelina sativa (false flax)
Lineage: Eukaryota; Viridiplantae; Streptophyta; Magnoliopsida; Brassicales; Brassicaceae
Product: zinc-finger homeodomain protein 8
Biological process (GO): regulation of developmental process; regulation of DNA-templated transcription
Cellular component (GO): nucleus
Molecular function (GO): transcription cis-regulatory region binding; DNA-binding transcription factor activity
Source: RefSeq, a predicted model, not a curated record
UGAAUCUCAAGUCUCAACCACACAACUUGGAUUUCUCAUUAUCAACAGGCUUGAACUUCUCAUCUCUUUUCUCAUUGUCAACAGGCUUGAACUUCUCAUCUCUUUCUUCUUCCAUGAGUGUUGAAGUAGUAGUUAGGAAUACAUAUUUUUAAACCCCUCAUUUUCUAAUCUUAUAUCUUUCCAAAUACAUAAACCCAUGUCCCAAAUUUCCCAAAGAUUUUUCAUCUUUACAAUUAAAUAACAAUUUUGUUUAGUGCAAUCUUUUUUCUUAUCUUCUCCCAUCUCUAUACAAACUCAUACUAAUACUUUCUCUUAUACCUUUAUUUGUAUCCAAUAUAACCAAAACCCAUCUCAAAUUCUCAAUUCUUGUUUUUUUUUUUUGGAUAACCCUAAAUGUUUUGAGUUGUCAGUCAUGGAUGUAAUAGCAACUACAACAACUAUUGUAUCCGACUUGGAUUCACGGCAACCCGAAAUCGAAGCUCCGAUCCGGAUCCAGCCCGCGAAGCCUAUUUCUUUCUCCAACGGCAAACGCUGCCACCACAAUCAUCUUGCGUCCGAAGCGGCUGCGGUUGCGACACCUUACAAAGAAUGCCUAAAGAACCACGCCGCAAGAAUCGGAGGUCACGCUUUAGACGGAUGCGGCGAGUUUAUGCCGUCUCCGGCUUAUAACUCCAACGACCCGACUACACUAACGUGCGCCGCUUGUGGUUGCCACCGUAACUUCCACCGCCGAGAAGACGAUCCGUUAUCCGCUUCUGCCGUCGUUCCGGCGAUAGAGUUUCGUCCUCACAACCGUCACCAGCUACCUCCUCCGCCUCCUCCUCAUCCGGUGGGGAUUCGUAGUCCUGACGACGAUGAUUCAGCUUCUCCGCCGCCGAUCUCGUCCUCUUACAUGCUCCUUGCACUCUCCGGAGGAGCUAAAACGGCGGGUCCAAUGUCUAGGAAACGUUUUAGGACGAAGUUUAGUCAGUAUCAGAAGGAGAAGAUGUUGGAGUUCGCUGAGAGAGUUGGGUGGAGGAUGCCGAGAGCUGAUGACGUGGCGGUUAAGGAGUUUUGUCGGGAGAUUGGAGUUGAUAAAAGCGUUUUCAAAGUGUGGAUGCAUAACAACAAGAUUUCAGGACGCGGCGGGGCAAAAAGAGCUAACGGCGGAGGAGAUAGUCGUGAGAGUGUUGUUCCGACGAAUGGGUCGUUUUCUUCGACGUGAGGAAGAGAAUAAUACAAAACGUUGGGAAAAGCGUCGUCGUUUUAGCGGCUAAUUCUUUUUUUUUUUUGGUUUUAUGAAUUUUUUUAUAAUAAUAUUAGUCAACGGGUCAAAUCUAUUUUAUAUUCCUUCUUUUGUUUUUUUGUUAUGUUUUGUAACUGUUGUUGGUAGUUUAAACUUUAAAGGGAGGUGAUUUGAGUAGCUUCAGACCAAAUGCAAGAAGAGAGAUAAAAAGAGUAACCUCCUAAAAUUUAAUAACAUAGUGAACUAAUCCAAUUGUUUUCUGAA